This is a messenger RNA of Rhincodon typus (whale shark), 475 nucleotides long. It is a transcript of the gene rpl34, whose product is annotated as ribosomal protein L34. The transcript is spliced from 5 exons. Lineage: Eukaryota; Metazoa; Chordata; Chondrichthyes; Orectolobiformes; Rhincodontidae. Gene Ontology annotation, cellular component: ribosome. Gene Ontology annotation, biological process: translation. The record is from RefSeq and is a predicted model, not a curated record. Gene Ontology annotation, molecular function: structural constituent of ribosome. The coding region runs from base 73 to 426 and encodes 117 amino acids.
GCAUCAUGUGAACUUUGCCCUCGAUCCACUUCCUCCUUCCUUUUCCGGUGAGGCCGGUAGCAGGUCUAAAAGAUGGUUCAACGCCUGACAUACCGCCGUAGGUUGUCCUACAACACCGCCUCCAACAAGAAAAGAUUGUCUCGCACACCUGGGAACCGCAUUGUAUUCCUGUAUACCAAGAAGGUUGGCAAAGCACCAAAGUCUGCAUGUGGCAUCUGUCCUGGAAGACUCCGCGGUAUUCGGGCUGUUCGACCCAAGGUCCUAAUGAGAUUGUCAAAGACCAAGAAGCACGUCAGUCGAGCUUAUGGUGGCUCCAUGUGUGCCAAGUGUGUACGUGACAGAAUUAAGCGUGCAUUCCUUAUUGAGGAACAGAAGAUCGUAGUGAAGGUGCUGAAAGCCCAAGCACAAAGCCAGAAAUCGAAGUGAACCAUCUAGUUUUGUAUAAACAUGAAAGUAAAAGCCUAAUUGGAACUUG